This is a messenger RNA of Caenorhabditis auriculariae, 3524 nucleotides long. Lineage: Eukaryota; Metazoa; Nematoda; Chromadorea; Rhabditida; Rhabditidae. The record is from the annotation of a GenBank genome assembly.
AUGGUCUCGAGAGUGUCCAAAAAAACCAUUUCUUACAUAAGGUAAGCUUUAAAACAAGAAAAUUUUACAAAUUCAUCUUUUUUCAGUCAAAGCGUGGCAACUAAGAUUGACGACCAAUUGUUCUCGCAGUUCGGUUUCAAAGUUGAACAACUGAUGGAGCUGGCAGGGCUUGCAGCUGCCCAGGCCGUCGCCGCCCACUAUCCGAAAGGUAUCUCAUUUCGUUCAUCACCUCUCCGAAUCAUUUUCCUGUUUCCGUCUCUAUCUUUCUAUAAAGGAAAAUGAGAAAAAGGAUUAAUUGAUUAAAAAAAGGAUUAGUCUUGGGAGGAUUAAUUUCAUCUAAGCUUUAAAAAGAUACUUUUGGAUCUUUCAAAACCAAGUUGGCAUCCGUUCACAACAUCGUAAAAAAUGGUUGAUAUUAAAUUAAAGUGAAGAAAGGCUACAGAAAGGCCCAAAAAACCGCUUAAAUUACAAUAAGCGUAAAAUAGCUUAUCCUUUACGUAUUUAAAGAAGUCUUUUGGCUUCUUUUCAAGAACAUUUUCGUGUUUCCACUUUGAAACCUCAUUGAUCAAUGGUAAGGAUGAUAGCUACUUCCAAAUUGAUUGGCUUCUUGGGAACUCCGGAGUGGUCCCAAUAAGGGCAAUCUUAGGGGCCACUUAUUGGAACCCCUAUAGGGGCUACUAAAGCCUGCAAAAGUGGUUCCUCCAGGGGUUUUAGUUAGUGGUCCUUAUAGGGGACAUACUAGGAAGAUUUAUGAACUCUAGGCGAGGAAGCAGUUCCAUGCGAAAAGCUAAAAAAUAACCUUUUUUGAAAAAAAUUGAACGAUCCCUAUCGGGACCACUUGAGCUUAAGGAGUCAGACCUUAAACCCCUAUGGCGACCACCUUGAUUUUACCCCUAUGAAAGCACUUUUUUGGUCCCGAUAGGGGCUGCUUUUCCGCCUAACCCCUAUAGACACAACUUUAAAAUUCCUAAGUUAUGCUAAUCGGUGGUCUACCGCGUACUAUGGCCAUGGUACCUGGAUACUAUCCCUAUCUUACCUGAAAUUCGCGAUUGCUACCGAGAUACUAAUCGGUGGUUGUUUACUUAGCACUAGUGUUUUUGUUAACUAAGCCAAAAAUAGCUGACGCUGAAAAAAAGGUAACUAACGGGAAAGCAUACGCCGGACUAGCAAUCGCAAAUGUAAGGUCAGGCAGGAGAGCAACCGUAUCCAGGUACCAUGGUGAUAAUACCUGGUAGCCAUUAAACGACCCUCAUUAGCUUGCGUCUUUGAAGUAGCUCUUUGUAUCCUCCUCCCGAUUGACCUUGGCUUCAUAGAUCAACUACGUAUUUUUGAAAGAUCUUUUCCAGCUACCGGGUAGCUAAUUCAAAGGCGCAUAUAUAGAUACACUCUCAUGCUGAUGAGGAUAGCCCAGCGGUGCUAACACGGGGUCUCAGCGGGACCACGCAGGGUCACAAGUUCGAUCCCCGCCUCGACCCAAUCAAGGGGUUUAAGAAAUAUUGGUAGUGUGAAACCACGGCUUCAUAACCCCUAGCCGUCACACACAAGGUCGGAUAUGUCACUGGAGCCAGUCCACUGAUUAUCAGGAUGGAACCUCGGCUAAUCGACUUGGGGUGCCGACGCCGCUCAAGCGGUAAAAAGGCGUAGGAAGGAAAAGAAGAAGAAGCACAUCUGGUAGAACUUUUGCCAAUUUUUCCCCAGCUGAUACACAGCUUUGGCACAGUUAGGUCACAGAGUUUGGAAAUAAACACAGCUGGGUCAUAUUCCUGUUGUUUUCCCGUUUUAGCCCAACUAAGACUCAAAUAGCCUCAAAAACACGGGUUUAAUACGGGCACACCCGUUGAGGCACAUGGUCUGCAUAAGAGCAGUGAACAUAGAUCUCAGGCGAUAGUGCAAAGAUUUUCAUUCACAAAACCAGAGAUGUGCUCUGAGCCAGCCGGGCUGGCCAUAGUGUUGCAACGCGGUCGCGAAGCGGUCGGAAAUUUGCAAACGUUUUUGUCUCGAAAUUUUCACAGAGUGUGUAAAUAGGGGAGUAUGUGAUCGAAAAUGUGUUAUUUGGGAAAAUUAUUUGAUGUGAAUUAUGAAAGGAGAUUUUAAAAAAAGUUCGCGAUUGCGACGAUUGUGGGCCGAUUCGGCCUCGGCCCAACGCAUAGCUAUAGUCCGUGUGGCACAACUUGAAAUUUCACGGAACGACAUUCCGCUGUUCCGCUGCGUGUGUUCGCGAAGCGUCUUUUAAAUAUAGGUCACGCUUUCAAUUGUUUGUUAUUGCUGUGGGAGCACAUGAAAGUAGAGUACCUUAACAAAAGAAAAAAAAAAUCAAAAGCGUUCGGUUCGAAAAGGUUCACAAAGGCGCGCAGCGGAACAGCGGAAUGUCGUUCCGUGAAAUUUCGAGUCGUGGCACACAUACUAUAUAACCGCAGUUUCUGAUGAGGCUCUUUAUUUGGUCAUAAUAUUUAGGCUACAUUCUCAGGCUAUUCUGUCAGUUAGUCACAUGCUCCUUUGGUCAUAAAGCAGGCUUCAUUUGAAGUUAAUUUUAUUCAAUUUCUAGGAAACGUCGCCGUUUUGUGUGGCCCAGGGAACAACGGGGGCGACGGCUUCGUGUGUGCGCGCCAUCUUCAACAAUUUGUUUGUAUCUCCAACUAGUUGCCUUUUGGCAAGAACUUUCUAAGGGCUUCUCUACACAUGUCGUUUAUCCCAAAACUUCACGAAAUAAGCUGAUGGAAUGUCUCGUUGAACAAUGUCAAAAGCUAGGUAAUUUUUGAUUCGGUUUUCGAUUUACUCUCACCUUGCAAAUCAGGAAGCUACGUUCUUAUGAUCUUCUGUGUUUAGACAUUCCUGUGACAAAUAAUCUCCCGGAUCUGAAAAACUUUACUCUGAUAGUGGACGCUCUGUUUGGCUUCUCCUUCAAGCCUCCCGUUCGUGAGCCAUUUGAUGCUAUCAUCGGAAGCAUUCUCCAGUCAGGACUUCCAGUUUUUUCUAUCGAUAUACCUUCAGGUUUUUUUUUUGAAUACCUCAUGUCGUCUUUUAUUUUUUCUAGACUUUUAAAGACUGAAGAAAGGGUGAAAAAAGGAGGGGCGGCAAAAAUAAUGCAUAAGGGUCAUUAAAAUGGCGCAAAAAGGCAACAAAAAUGGAACUUUUGUCUUCUUAAAAAGUAAAUUCCUAUGGAGCCUUUUCCGACCCUUUCCGACUUUGCCUAUGUUCGAAAUUCCUUUUGCUUUUUUUUUUUGAAGUUUCCCUGAGCAUGUCAGGUCCAAAUGCGUCUCCAUUUUUUUUUUCAUGCGCCUAUCAGAGCUCAAAAAUGACUGUUUUAUACAGGCUGGGAUGUGAAGGACGGACCACCAGCCGAUGGAGUCUGCAUCCGACCUGAUGCGGUUAUUUCACUGACUCUGCCCAAGGAAUGCAUGCGAGACUGGAACGGCACUCACUUCGUCGGCGGCCGAUUUGUUCCAGCGAGUCUUGCUCGCGACUUCCAGCUCUCCUUGCCCUCGUACCCAUCUUUCGAUCAGAUUGUACAGCUUGCUGAUUGA